AUGGCUGGACCUUAUUUAUCACCUCUUGGACCACAAGCUGAUCUUCUUACUGAGUACAUGUUCGGCCGACGGCGUCAGGCAUACUUCUAUUUAAUUUUUUUACUUCUUUCUCGGACGCAGAGACGCAACCGGACGACGUUUACUCCUCAACAGCUCCAAGAGCUUGAGUCUCUCUUCCAGAAGACUCACUAUCCUGAUGUUUUUUUACGUGAAGAAGUCGCAUUGAGGAUUUCCCUCUCAGAAGCAAGAGUCCAGGUGUGGUUCCAAAACCGUCGAGCCAAGUGGAGGAAGCAAGCCCGGCUUCAGCUUCUUCAAGACGCUUGGAGAAUGCGUUGUCUAGGAUUAGGAAGUGCUGCACCACUUCUUCUUAGACCUCCACCGGCACCAGGAAUCGAGCGUUCUGAUUCUUUAACUCCACCGCCUUCGGCUGGUCUUUCGCCGCCGCAAAUAACUUCCGGAUCACCGGAUAAACUUCCCGAUAAUCCGAACCAUCCAGUCUGUCGAGACUACAGGAUCCUGCCACACCAUGGGUACCCAGUGAACUGCGAUAAAUCACCAGAAAGAGUGAAAUGUGGCUGUGGCUCUCCACCAAGAAGUUCAGGAUCUCCAACAGACAUCGAAGUCGAUUUAGCACCUCAGGAUAGACCCCAAGAAUCAGAAAUGGAUCUUACUAUAAAAACACCAAUGCCCACGCGUCAUCCACAAAUUCCUUCAAUGUUUCAUCAUCUUCCAAGUGAACCGCAACAUGAUCUCAGUCCUGCCACGAGGUCCAUAGACGAACCACUGGACGUUACCUUAAACGGCAAUCGCAAUAAUAAUUAA
This is a messenger RNA of Cotesia congregata, 822 nucleotides long. Lineage: Eukaryota; Metazoa; Arthropoda; Insecta; Hymenoptera; Braconidae. The record is from the annotation of a GenBank genome assembly.